Messenger RNA from Cryptomeria japonica (Japanese cedar), 1531 nucleotides. Its product is annotated as enoyl-CoA delta isomerase 1, peroxisomal. Gene Ontology annotation, molecular function: enoyl-CoA hydratase activity; delta(3)-delta(2)-enoyl-CoA isomerase activity. Gene Ontology annotation, cellular component: peroxisome. Gene Ontology annotation, biological process: fatty acid beta-oxidation. The transcript is spliced from 2 exons. The record is from RefSeq and is a predicted model, not a curated record. Lineage: Eukaryota; Viridiplantae; Streptophyta; Pinopsida; Cupressales; Cupressaceae. The coding region runs from base 157 to 867 and encodes 236 amino acids.
GAGGGGCGGCACGCAUAAAUAAUUGAUAAAGCCUUCCUCCAUGGCCCAUUUUGCAUCGUUCUACGCUACUUCACCGGCAUCCCUCCUUGAUUUUGUCUGUAAAACCUAGGAAGAAAAAACUCUGCGAGGAAGGUCACCCAUCUAGAUUUACUGAGGAUGUGCAGCCUAGCGAAGCAGGGGAAGGUGUACAUUUUGACGCUGGUGGGUAAUGACGAUCACAGGUUUAAUCCCACAACGCUUGACGCCAUCUGCGACGCCCUCAAACAAGUCGAACAAUCACCAGACGUAGCAGCCCUGGUGACCACCAACGCAGGCAAAUACUUUUCCAACGGCCUCGAUCUGCGAUGGAUUGCAGAGAGCCCUAGCGACCGCCUUGACAUAAUCAGGGACAAAUUCGAGAACAUGUUGGCGGCCUUCAUGAGGGUGGGCGUCCCCACCGUGGCGGCCAUCUGCGGCCACGCGGCAGCGGGCGGUUUUAUGCUGGCCCUAGCGCACGACUACCGCUUCAUGACGCAGGGGCGCUCUGUGCUCUACUUGAGCGAGCUUGACCAUGGUAUGCUUUUUCCCCGGAGUCUCAUGGCGCUUAUUCGCAGCAAGCUGCAGCCCGCUGCCCGGCGUGAUUUGGUGCUGGGUGCCCGCAAGCUGAGCGCGCAGAUGGGGUUGGAAAGAGGGAUUUUGGACGGCGUUUUUCAGGACUCGGCGGAGACUUUGCAGGCGGCGGUUAAGGCGGCGGAGAAGUUGGCAGGCAGGGGAUGGAAGAGAGAGAUUUACAGUGGCCUCAGAUUGGGGGCGUUUCCUGGGGUUGUGGAGGAGCUUGAUGCUCAUGCCGACCCUUAUCUCUUUCACCACGCUUUAUCUAAGCUCUGAUGCUCAUUUCCUUUGUGGGGAUUUCUAUGGGGUUGGAAAGAGGGAUUUUGGACGGCGUUUUUCAGGACUCGGCGGAGACUUUGCAGGCGGCGGUUAAGGCGGCGGAGAAGUUGGCAGGCAGGGUAUGGAAGAGGGAGAUUUACAGUGGUCUCAGAGUGGGAGCAUUUCCUGGGGUUGUGGAGGAGCUUGAUGCUCAUGCCAACCCUUAUCUCUUUCACCACGCUUUAUCUGAGCUCUGAAGAUCAUUUUCUUUGUCAGGAUUUCUGUAAGUCGGAAAAUUUUAUGGGAUCUUUCGUUUUGAGAUCUGGGUUAUCAUGAUAUUUUGUUUUGUGGAGGAAAAUAUGAUUCUGUUUAAAAAGGCAAUAAUAGAGGGGUGAAUUUCUGAGAUGAAUACAGUGGAAAUUGUAACAGGAUUAUGCCCUUGUUGGGAAAUUAAUGAAAGCUUGUGGGCAAUGAUAUCUUAAAUCUGCUAUAUUGUCCUGGUAUCACACUUUGGAACUGUUCCUUCGAUUUCCUCUUUUUUUUUUUGGCCCCUGGUAAUGGAUUUGUAUAACCUGGCUAUUCAGACAUUCUAUUGUACCCUUUUAAGUAUUGAUUACAUCAUGCUAAGAAAACAAACAUCAAUUAAAAUUUACCUUCAAUCAAGCUAUCAAUAAUUUUUCUA